Rana temporaria (common frog) is the source of this 3365-nucleotide messenger RNA. RefSeq names its product DDB1 and CUL4 associated factor 5 (gene DCAF5). The record is from RefSeq and is a predicted model, not a curated record. The transcript is spliced from 9 exons. Gene Ontology annotation, biological process: negative regulation of fatty acid biosynthetic process. Lineage: Eukaryota; Metazoa; Chordata; Amphibia; Anura; Ranidae. Gene Ontology annotation, cellular component: cytoplasm; Cul4-RING E3 ubiquitin ligase complex. Gene Ontology annotation, molecular function: protein binding. Bases 71 to 2914 code for a protein of 947 amino acids.
GAGGGGAGGGGGCGGAGCUCACAGCGGCCCCGCAACUUGACUCCAAACAGCUCGGCGCUGCCAUGUCUGGAUGACGAGAGGCGGACGGAGCGGAGGACAGGCUGGGCCCUCAGCCGCCACCAUGAAGAGGGACAAGGGAUGCGGCAUGAGGUCAGCCGUCGGCUUCCUGUCCCGGAGAGGCCUGCACGGAGACCCGGUCCUGAAGGAGGACUUCCAGAGGAGGAGGCUGCAGGCCUGUAGGAACCUCUACAAGAAGGACCUACUGGGCCACUUCGGAUGUGUCAACGCCAUCGAGUUCUCCAACAACGGGGGACACCUACUGGUGUCAGGAGGAGAUGACCGUCGAGUCUUACUGUGGCAUAUGGAGCAAGCCAUUCACGCUACAGCCAAGCCCAUACAACUGAAAGGAGAGCACCAUUCAAAUAUCUUCUGCCUUGCUUUCAACAGUGGCAAUACCAGAGUGUUCUCUGGAGGGAAUGAUGAACAAGUGAUCCUCCAUGACGUUGAAACUGGUGAGUCAUUGGAUGUGUUCGCUCAUGAAGAGGCAGUAUACGGCCUGUCUGUCAGUCCUGUGAAUGAUAACGUGUUUGCUAGUUCAUCGGAUGAUGGCAGAGUAUUGAUAUGGGACAUUCGGGAGUCUCCACAAGCAGAUCCUUUCUGCUUGGCACAUUACCCAUCGGCCUUCCACAGUGUCAUGUUUAACCCUGUAGAGCCCAGGCUGUUGGCCACGGCUAACUCCAAGGAGGGAGUUGGACUCUGGGACAUCAGGAAGCCACACAGCUCCCUGCUACGCUAUGGUGGAAAUCUCUCCCUGCAGAGUGCAAUGAGCGUGAGAUUCAACAGCAAUGGCACACAGCUGCUCGCCCUGCGCCGUCGAUUGCCUCCUGUCUUGUAUGACAUUCACUCACGACUGCCCGUAUUCCAGUUUGACAACCAGGGUUACUUCAACUCUUGUACUAUGAAAAGCUGCUGCUUUGCUGGUGACAGAGAUCAGUACAUUCUCUCUGGCUCUGAUGACUUCAACCUGUACAUGUGGAAAAUCCCAUCCAGCCCAGAAGCAGGUGGACCAGGCAGAGUUGUAAAUGGUGCUUUUAUGGUACUGAAGGGACAUCGUUCAAUUGUGAAUCAAGUUCGAUUCAACCCAGACUCCUACAUGAUCUGUUCUUCGGGUGUUGAAAAGAUUAUAAAGGUUUGGAGUCCUUACAAGCAACCAAACUGUACUGGGGACCUUGAUGGUGAAAUAGAGGAUGACUCUCGUAGUCUGUACACCCAUGAAGAAUACAUUGGACUUGUGCUCAACAGUGGAAGUGGUUUAUCACAUGAUUAUGCCAACCAGUCUGUCCAGGAAGACCCCCGAAUGAUGGCCUUCUUUGACUCGCUGGUGAGGAGGGAGAUCGAAGGUUGGAGCUCUGACUCUGACAGUGACAGCACAAUUUUACAGCUCCAUCCUGGAGUCAGUGAACGCUCUGCUUACAGUGAUUCAGAGUCAUCAACCUCAUUACCUUCUUCUCCAGCACAAAUUCCAGGGGAAUCUGAUGAUGCUGUCCAUGCAGGCGAGUCACAAAGAUCAUCAGAAUCGCCUUCAACAAGACCAGGACUUACAUCCCAAAAGUUGCGAUUACUGGCCUUGAGAAAGUAUCAAGACAAACGACUGUCAGCCAUGUCCAACAACUCUGACUCUGAGGACAAUGCUUGUGAAACGGAAGCAGAGGGUGAACCUUUCCCUCGCCCUCGUUCCCCAAGUCCUGAGGAAGAAAGAUCUAGCAGCAGCAGCAGCAGCAGUAGUAGCAGCAGCGAUGAAGAAGACAACCUUAAUGAUCGGAGGGCCUUAAUGAGACAAAGAAAUGCAUUAAGGCAGCAAAAGAAAAAUAAUAAGGAGGAAAAGACUAAAGUUAAUGUAGAAAGUGCAGCUGCCCUAAUCGGUGAGGAUGUAUACGAUUAUCCUCAAAUCACAGUAGAUGAUGUUUCAACGUCUGGCGAAUCCUCACCUGACCGAAGAGGUCCUAGGGAAGUAGACCGAAAAUCUUCACUGUGUACCAGCAUAGACUCUGUAGAAAGAAAAAUCUACAAAGCCUACAAAUGGCUUCAGUAUUCUUAUAUAUCUUAUUCUAAAGGUAAAGAUGGAGAAACUUCCACGGGUGAUGGUGACAGUGAGGAUGUGAGACCAGGAACCAGUGGAAGGAAUAGUGUGUUACCACCCACAAAUGAAGCAGACCAUACGUCGGGUCCGCUUGAAUGCAAAAACCAUCCCCCUGACAAUGAACCACUUAUGCGCAAAGACUUCUUAUUAGAAAGCCUUAACCUCCGUAAGAAGCAUCAAAAUGAACCUCACUCUUGGUUGGAGGAAUUAGAGAAUUCUUCUCAAGACACAGGGUCUAUAGAAUGCCCAUCAGAAACUAAAAAGGUAAACGGAACUGCUGUCCACACGUCAUGCUCAGAUGAUUCCUGUGAUCAGCUUGAGACUAGUGUGGUACAAACUGGCACAGAGACACAUGAGCUCACAAUAAACCAGCAAUCUCCUUGUUCUGAUAAUAAAAGCACAGACAAUAACCUAAGAAACCAGGAUGGUGAAAUGGAGGAUGAGGGGACAGAUAUUCCUUGUACUAAUCAUCAGAGUAAUGGUCAUUUGCCCCCUCAUUGCACAGACUGUAAUAAUAGCACUGGGCAGAGUUAUGGGGAACCAUCAGGAAGGUGCUCUUAUUGUUGCUCCAACAUGGAGACUACCAACUCUGCUCAGCCAUCAGUGCACAAAGACAUGUGUUUACCUGAAGUGGGCUCUAAUAGGGGUACCAAAGAUAACAACAUCACAUGUCAUACAAACUCUGGGGGUUUGCAGCAGUCUCCAAGUGGACUAAAGAGACAAUGGCAAGAAGAAUCUGAAAGUUCUUCUCCUGAAAAGAAAAUGAAAUUCUAAGUUCACCUCUCCAUGUCAUUGAAGAGACAUUUAAAAUGUGUGUACAAUCUGGUUCUGAAAUCUGGGGCUAUGUGUAUUCGAUUGCUUAAGCCACUGUUUGGCUUUAUGGGGCAUAGCCAACAUUUAGUUUGCACUAAAGGAAUCCGUGUUUUCUUUAAUCCGUUUUUAUAAUUUGGUUUCCCUCCCUUUUACAUUUACUUGAGAGAGCUGGCUUCUGCCGGGGGGGACUCACUUCUGUGGCUAUAGAUAAAAUAUCGGUGUGCAUCACCACCUGUUCGCGUGGAAGUAAUGCAGCGCAUUGGCAAACAAUCCGAAAUGUAACAGUCUUUAAAUAUUUUUUUAUUUUUUUCUGUACAUUGCCAAAGCAAACACUUUAAUAAUUACAUAUGAAUAUUUGUGACAAUAACUUUAGGAAUUACCCAUCAAAUUAAAGAAAACAAUUUUUUUUUCA